AUGUCAACUCCAAAAAUUCAAUCGAAGACCCUUUCACAACUAAAAAUUCCUGGAACUCACAAUUCUGGAUCAUAUGGUCUACCACGAAAAUUAUCUCAGAUCAUCUAUGGAAAUAUCAAAUUUUUGUGGAGUUUAAGUGCUGAUACUGCCCUAACAAAUGGUCAGCUGCCGUUCAGUAAAGAUAAGAUUUAUGUUGGUCGCAUCUUGUUAGAUUAUGUUCUUGAAACUGCACUUCGAAUAUCUAUUUCACAGAAUCGAACUAUUCGACAGCAACUCAAUGAUGGUAUACGCUUUUUUGACUUGCGGAUUUACUACGAUACAGAUGGAUCCUUCUAUAUUCAGCAUGGUCUUCGUGGUCCUGAGCUGAAUGAUGUACUUCAUCAAGUUAAAAGUUUCCUCGAUAUACAUUCUACAUCGGGUGAAUUAAUUUUUCUUUCUAUUUCUCAUACCAAUUUUGGUAUUGAUCCUGAAAUCCUUCCAGCUAAAGUGACGACAAUCAUUCAAAACAAUCUGAAAUCUUAUCUCUAUAUGCCUGCGAAUUCCGUCGGAGUCAAAAACUUUGACUUUCAGAGUCUGAAAGAUAUAACCCUUUUUUCUAUAACUACUACUAGGUUACAUAGUACAUCACCGAAGGUUAUCAUUCUCAAUAUUGACAACUCCGAUGAUUACUAUUACAAAGAUACAGUUGUGAAUACUAGAGGAUUUGGAGAUUCAGGAAGAUGGACACUCAAUUCUAAUGGCGUCAAUAUCAUUGCAGAAUUAAUAAAACUCGAAGAUCAAGGAUUGAAGAAAAACAAGAAAGCCAUGUAUCAAAUAAGUUGGACACAGACACCACAGAUCAUGGAUAUUAUUCAAAAUGUUGUGAAUCAUUUCAAUGGAAAUGUACCCACGAUGUUGUUAAAACAACUAGCAUUAAAAACUAAUUCGGUACUUCGAGAAUUUUUGACUAAUCAUACAACGAGCAUAUUUAAUCUAAUCACUAUGGAUUAG
Molecule: messenger RNA, 990 nt
Organism: Rotaria sp. Silwood2
Lineage: Eukaryota; Metazoa; Rotifera; Eurotatoria; Philodinida; Philodinidae
Source: the annotation of a GenBank genome assembly